AUGGCAUUUCAGAAGGCAGUGAAAGGAACUGCUCUCAUUGGAGGAGGUGCCAUAGCAACAGUUUUUGGCCUCUCUCAAUUUUCUCAGUAUAGAAACAAACACGGUACCUUUGUGCAUGUUCAAGCUGCGGAGGCUGUAACCGUUCCAAUAAGGAACCAUUUCCCCACAAGAGAAGAACAAAUUUUGACACUGCAAACCACAAGUGAAUUUGAUGUCCUUGUUAUAGGUGGAGGAGCAACGGGAUGUGGCUGUGCUUUAGAUGCAGUCACUAGAGGACUAAAAACAGCCCUUCUAGAAAGAGAUGAUUUCUCAUCAGGGACCAGCAGCAGGAGUACUAAAUUGAUCCAUGGUGGAGUGAGAUAUCUUCAGAAGGCCAUCAUGAAGUUGGAUUUUGAGCAGUACAAGAUGGUGAAAGAAGCGCUUGAGGAGCGUGCAAAUCUGCUUGAGAUUGCUCCUCACCUGUCAGCUCCUUUGCCGAUAAUGCUGCCUGUUUACAAAUGGUGGCAGUUGCCGUACUACUGGUUUGGAAUAAAACUAUACGACAUUGUGGCCGGAAGUCAAUGUCUGAAAAGUAGUUAUGUCCUCAGCAAGUCAAGAGCCUUGGAGCUCUUUCCAAUGCUACGUAAAGACGAGCUUGUUGGAGCUAUUGUCUACUAUGAUGGACAGCACAACGACGCACGGAUGAACCUCGCCAUCGCCCUCACUGCUGCCAGGUACGGCGCUGCCACGGCCAAUUACGCUGAAGUGCUGCGCUUGCUCAAGACGACAGACGCGGCCAGCGGGAAGGAGCGCGUGUGCGGCGUGCGCUGCAGGGACGUCCUAACAGGGCAGGAAUUUGAUGUCAAAGCCAAAUGUGUUAUCAAUGCUACGGGACCUUUCACAGACUCUGUGCGCAAAAUGGAUGAUCAGGAAGUACCAAACAUCUGUCAGCCAAGUGCAGGCGUGCAUAUUGUGAUGCCUGGUUAUUACAGCCCUGAUAACAUGGGUCUGCUUGACCCAGCCACCAGCGACGGUAGGGUGAUUUUCUUCCUGCCGUGGGAGAAGAUGACUAUUGCAGGGACCACGGACAGCCCGACUGAUGUUACUUCCCAUCCAAUACCGACAGAAGAAGACAUAAACUUCAUUUUGAAUGAAGUACGCAACUACCUUAGCGUGGAUGUUGAAGUGAGAAGAGGAGACGUGUUGGCAGCGUGGAGUGGCAUUCGUCCUCUGGUCACAGACCCCAACUCCAAAGACACGCAGUCGAUAUCCCGGAAUCAUGUCGUUACCAUUAGCGAUAGUGGCCUUGUCACGAUAGCAGGUGGGAAGUGGACAACCUACCGUGCCAUGGCGCAGGACACCAUUGACGCAGCUAUUCAGGCGCAUGAUCUGAAGGCAGGUUCCAGUAAGACCAUUGGCCUGCAGCUGCAGGGGGCUGAGGACUGGAGUCCCACUCUCUACAUUAGGUUGGUCCAAGACUAUGGACUGGAAAGUGAGGUGGCUCAGCAUCUAGCUUCAACAUAUGGUGACAAGGCUUUUGAGGUGGCCAAAAUAGCCCAAGUUACAGGAAAGAGGUGGCCUAUUGUUGGAAAACGUCUUGUAUCUGAAUUUCCUUAUAUUGAAGCUGAG
Messenger RNA from Balearica regulorum gibbericeps (East African grey crowned-crane), 1608 nucleotides. NCBI's taxonomy places the organism in Eukaryota, Metazoa, Chordata, Aves, Gruiformes, Gruidae. The record is from RefSeq and is a predicted model, not a curated record.